Messenger RNA from Pteropus alecto (black flying fox), 5227 nucleotides. RefSeq names its product CDC42 effector protein 1 (gene CDC42EP1). Lineage: Eukaryota; Metazoa; Chordata; Mammalia; Chiroptera; Pteropodidae. The transcript is spliced from 2 exons. Bases 3539 to 4636 code for a protein of 365 amino acids. The record is from RefSeq and is a predicted model, not a curated record.
GCUGUGUGCACGCGAGCGGCCUCCAGGAUGAGAGGUGACGCCGCUGGCGGACACCACGGCCUGCAGGUGACCCCCAGGCGAGAGCCAGGGUGCGGCCGCCCUCGCCUGCGCCUCUGCCUCCCCCGCAGUCAGACGGGCUCCUGGCCUGUCCCCAGCCACAAGUACCCCCACAGCGGCCCCUGUUGGUCUCGCCUUAUGCAUGGUCCCUGCCUGGGGCCUCCAACGUCUUUUCGUCAUUACCACCAAUCGAGUAAACUGCUACCACGCGUCCAGGCCUAACUGUAUAGCAGGGGUUCCCAACCUCGGGAUCGGACCAGUCCCGGGAGGUGGCCUGUUAGGAGCCUGUCGGCACAGGCCGAGGUGAGCGGCCACCGAGCCUCUCCCCAGUGCUAGCGUCACCGCCUCAGCUCCACCUCAUCAAGCAUUAGAUUCUCAUAGGAGGACCCGACUCUGGUGCCAAAAAGGUUGGGGACCGCUGCUCUAUAGGGUACAUAUAAGGAUUCCUGAGAAACCGAGGCUGCAUGGUGACUGACUCCUCUUGUCCAGGUCACAGCACAAUGCAUCUGCAGAGCUGAGCCUUCCCUGCCUCCCAGGCCUGCCCUUCCCGUGCUCAGUGGCUGUCUGGCUGGCCGUGGCUUCCUCAAACAACUCUCCCCUAAACCCCUGGAGCCUUCACCCCUCCCCCACAAUUGGUGCUGAUGUUGGGAGGGCCCCAGCCAAUCACUUUUUCUGCUGUGUGACCUGGAGCAAGUUAAUUCCCUUUCCUUGCCUUCUUUUUUUUCAUCUGUAAGAUGGGUGUUCUGAGCAUCAGCAGGUAGUAUUCCAGGGCUAGCGAGGGGAGACAGGCCUUGCACCAGGACACCCAGAGCUCUGCUUACUCCAGGGCCAGGUGGGGCACAAGGUGGGGCACACUUGAUCACCAGCAAUACCCUGUGGUCAGCAUCAAGUGCCAAAUAGACUCCCCGGAAUAAGAGAUGCUAGUGCGAGGAUGUUGGAUUUGGACCUAGAGCUACCCGCUCCAGCAACGGGGCAUCAAUUACAGCGCCUUCCGCUCUUCAGACUCUCCUGGGAGGGGACCAGCCUUUGAUGCCCUUCUUAUUUUCCAUGUGGGAAAAACAGAUCUCCAGUGUCAGGGCCCCACAACACGGGCAGGUGGAGACCUUCUGAAGAUGCCCAGAGGCAUUUGGGAGGUGAGAUCAUCACAAGGCUGGGGCAGAAGCUGGUCUCUCAGGUCACAGUGGCCAUGGGAGUUGGGUGGGAGCUGGACCUCUUUUUUGAUGGGAAAGGAGGGACUGCUUCAAGAAGCCAGGGCAGUUAGGGGCUAGGAGAGAGGCGAGUAUGGCCACAUGGCAGACGGAGUGACGCCCUCCACGUGAUAUUUCAGAAUGAGACCCCUCCCACUUCCUUCCCCCAGAAAUUCCUCCCUCAUCUUCGGAGCAGGGAAACCUGGCCUGUACCAUGUGCCUGCCAUGUGACCCUGGCCAAUUCCCAUCCCUCCGAAGGGCUCUCCCUGCGAAGUAGGCUAACCCUGCAGCUCUGCAGGGCUGUUGGAGAGUCGGAUGACAUCAUGUCGUGGUUGGCCAACUGCAGAGCGCAUCAUAACUACAACAAACAUUCCACGAGGACUUCUUGGUGCCGGGGGUGCCAGGGAAAAGGGUGAUUCAGAACACACGCACACACCCGCCCCGAGGAGGAGGAGUUAGGGUUGGGGGAGGAUCGGACGGUGGGAAGGGAAGAGAAUGUAGUCGGAAAACAAAGCAAGCUUUGUUUUAUUGCCUUCUUUGUUUUUAUCUUGUUAUCUAACCUAUUUUGAAUUUCAAAUAACAGUCAAAGGGAAGUAUUGAGAUUUUUACGCUUGGAGGUGGCAGCAAUUUUUUUUUUUUUUUUUAAGUCGAGACUCAGAUCUAGGUGUUCUCUUAAUGAUUAUUAUCAGCUGAGGUCCCAGGCCUGUGGAGGUGAGUGACUUGCCCAAGGUCACGUGGUGAGGCCACCAAAUCCCCCACUCGGAAGGUGGCAAAGGGUGAUCCUUUAGCAUGAAGUUAUCCUGUGGCAUGCGGAUCUCCUGAUUAAACCGGUAUUGAUUUGGCACUUGCCACGCCGAGUGCAAAGCCCAGGCUGGGUGCUGGGAAGGAGGAAGGCAAGAAAAUCCAGGUGGCAGCCCCACCCUCGGAGUGUUUCGCCGAUCUGGGGAAACAAGACUGGGCUCCAGGAGCCAGUCAAGAGCUGUGUGAGUCAGAGGCUCUGAGUUCAAGUCUCGACUAGUUCUCUUGAUGUGACCUUGAGCAAGCUUGGACCUUCUCUGGGCCACAGGAAAACCAGAGGUUAGACCAUAAGCCCAUAGGUGUCCUUCAGCCUACACUUUCUAAGAUACUAGAAGAGAUAGGGUCAGACCAAGAGAAGCCUAAAGAAGAUCAGGGCCGUGGGGAGAUCGGGAGGGGCGGGAGUGGGCAAGAAAUAGCUUUUGGCACCAGCUGAGCUUUUUCCAAAACUUGUUCCCUGACGACAAGACUCCUAUGUACUGGGACGAACUAUGGGGAAUAUGCUCAGGCAUAAGGAGGCAUCUGGAAAAAGCCACUUUCGACCACAGGAUCCUUUUUCCAGGAAGCACCUUGAAGGCGGAGGGCUCUGAGGAACCUCUGUUGGGCUGUUUACACAGGCUUUCACAAAGCCUUUCCUGGGCACCGCCUCCCUCCUAGCCACUGAGUCGAGACAAUUUAACCCAUGGAGAAGGGAGGUGACUUGCAGGAGGCCAUGUAGGUUGGGACUCAAGGGAUCUGGAUUUGAGGGGCCCCGUUUCGCCAUUUUCUCCUGUGUAGCCUCAGGCAAGUCACUUUAGUUCUUUGUUACCUCUGUGUCCCCCUUCUAAUAUAGUUCCUCCCUCAGGGCUGUCGUGUGGGUUAACUGAGUGAUGAGCAUAAGUCAUUGGCACUUUGGAGUUUCAUAAAGGGCCCUGUACAAUUACCAUCCACAUCUUAAAUGUACAGCUCGAUGAAUUUUUUGUGCCCAGUCAAUACCCACUCAAAGGCAACCCCUAUUCUGAUUUCUAUCACCAUUGUUUAGUUUUGCCCAUUCUUAAAUGUCCUAUACAUGGAGUCACACAGUGUGUCCUCCUUUGUGCAUCCGCUCAGCGUUUUGUCGGUGAUCCCCACCCCUGCUGUUGGCUGUCACCGUGUGUCCUCUGUAGCUAUUUUUAUUUGGACUGAGGAUCCCCCAGGCCCGCCAUCACUCUUCUCUCUGUCUGUCUUUCAGGUCUACACCCUGUCGCGUUCGAGGCCCGUCUUAUGCCUCCUUUGUUCUUCAAUAGAACAUCUACUGCUGCUUCCACAGGUCCAGGAGCCAGGCCUCAGGGACGGACAAGCCAUGGACCCCUCACGGUCUCAGCAUUUGGGGGCAGCACCUUAGGAGAACAGAGGGACAGCCUCCGUCCACCCCCUUACACUGAGAAGAAAGGAGCUGAGACAUAAACCCUGAUCCCAGCCCACCGCCCACCCCAGGCCCCAGGUAGGCAUGGACCAGCAGCUGUGAACAGCCGGAGCCGAUGCCAGGCCCCCAGGAGGCCAGAAGAGCCCCUGCCAUGAGCCUGGGCAAGCUCUCACCGGUGGGCUGGGUGUCCAGCUCACAGGGGAAGAGGCGGCUGACUGCAGACAUGAUCAGCCCCCCACUCGGGGACUUCCGCCACACUAUGCAUGUGGGCCGUGGCGGGGACGUCUUUGGCGACACCUCCUUCCUCAGCAACCAUGGUGGCAACUCCGGGGGCACCCACCGCUCGCCCCGCAGCUUCUUGGCCAAGAAGCUACAGCAGGUGCGCAGAGUAGGGGUGCCACCCAGGCGGAUAGCUUCCCCGCAGGCAUCCUCACCUGCUCCACCUGCCAUCUCCCCCAUCAUCAAGAACGCCAUCUCCCUGCCCCAGCUCAACCAGGCCACCUACGACAGCCUUGUGGUGAGCAAGAUCAGCUUCGACAGCAGCCAUGCUGGCUCCACGGACGGCCACUCCACUUACGGCCCAGACUCCGGGUUUUGCACCAUCUCUCGCCUGCCUCGCCCAGAAAAGCCUCGUGACCGAGACCCAGACCGUGAUAGCUCCUUCCCCUCUGAGCCUGAGCUCCGACGCUCUGACUCCCUCCUGUCCUUCCGCCUGGACCUCGACCUUGGGCCCUCUCUCCUGAGCGAGCUGCUGGGGGUCAUGAGUCUCUCAGAAGCCCCUGCAGCUGAGACCCCAGCCCCAGCCUCUGCUGCAACGCCCCCAGCCUCAGCCCCUGCAGCAAACCCCCCAGCCCCUGCCCCAAGCCCUCUACCCCGUGGACGCUACCCUAAUGGGGUGACCGCUGGGUUGGGCCCAGUGGCUGAGGUGAGGGUCAACCCAGUGGGAGAGUGUCCUCGUGCACCUGCUGCCGUGGCCCCUGGAAGGCACUGGGGAGCAGGCUGCGGUGGCAGCUGGGACAACUGCCACGACACCGAGAUAGAUGCUCAGCGGGAGCUGGCGAAGGUGCCACCCCAGGCUCGGGCCUCUUGGGAGAGCCUGGAUGAAGAGUGGGGGGCACCCCAGGCAGGCAGCAGGGCCCCCGUGCCCAGCUCGGUGCAGACAAACACCUUUGAGUUUGCUGACGCUGAGGAGGACGACGAGGUCAAGGUGUGAGUGGCCGAGCACGGGCUCGGGAAGCUGCCAGGCCUCGGGCCACUUUCCAAGAGCCCAGAUACAGAGCCAGUCCCUCGCCUGACAGCUAGGUGCUGGCAACGACAGAUGGGAGGACCCAAGUUGCCCCCAAACCCUUCCGCGCCUCUGCAGGACAGACAUGGGAGGGAGGCCAGGCUCGUUUUGGGACCUGGGUGUUCUGGAGAGCCCUGCCAGGCUGACCUGCCUCCCCCUGCUGCCACUCUGGACCCUGUGGCCAUUCCUUUAGCCCUGCCCCCAGUGGCUGGAAGGCCUGGCCUCACAGUGCUGCCUUUGUGCUGGGGAGCUGUCCUUGCUGGGUGGGGGGUAGGGAGCAUACCACACAGGGCCUUUGUCUCUUUGCAAAGGGACCGCCUGUCAUCCUGGAGCUGCCCCCAGCAGGGUCCCUCUGCAUCCUUGAGCCCUAGCCCUCGCUAAGGCUGCUUCCCCAAUGUUCCAACCUGAACCCCUACUUGUCCCAGAAACCUCAGAGAAAAAUCAGGGGUAACCUCCCCGCUUCCUGCGCACCCCAGAUCUGCCUCUGAGUCCUGAUUAAAAAAGCUUUUUUUGAUAAAA